Molecule: messenger RNA, 1806 nt
Organism: Triticum dicoccoides
Lineage: Eukaryota; Viridiplantae; Streptophyta; Magnoliopsida; Poales; Poaceae
Product: F-box/FBD/LRR-repeat protein At5g22660-like
Exons: 4
Coding region: 107-1033 (308 amino acids)
Molecular function (GO): protein binding
Source: RefSeq, a predicted model, not a curated record
CCAACGAGUUUCGAUUCUCGCGGCGGCGGCGACUCGUGACGAGCCGACUUGCCGGGGGCGAUCCGGCGAGGUGAGCGCCAACCACGCCCGCCACCUACUCGACAGAAUGCCUCCUAGCAGGAAGAAGCGCAAGAGUGCGCCGCCGGUGACCGCCACCGACCACAUCAGCGCCCUCCCCGACCAUAUGCUCCACCAUUUGCUCUCCUUCCUCCCAGUGCAGGCGGCCGUGUGCACGUGCGUGCUCGGCCGGCGCUGGCGCCACCUCUGGAGGUCCACCACAGGCCUGCGCAUCGUCCGCCUUGACGACGAUGAUGUCUUUGAAGUCAAAGACCUCCGGAAGUUCAUGGACCAUCUGAUAGCCCUGCGUGAGCGCACCCAGCUGGACACUGUUGAGAUCAAAUUCGAUCAAUUCGACAGUGAUGAUGUGCCCUAUGUGAACCUAUGGACCCGUUUUGCCGUGAUGUGGAAAGUUCAGGCGCUCACCCUUCAUAUCCUCGAGGAUGGUUACCUCCACCUAGACAACCUGCACCUUGUCUCUCAGCAUCUGGUAACAUUGGACCUUCAUUCUGUAGCCCUACAAAAGGCCUUUCUUGAUUUUGCUAGCUGUCCAGCAUUGAAGGAACCGAAAAUGAAUGAUUGCGAAAUCAAUGCUGAUAGGAUAUCAUCCCGUUCCCUGAAGCAUUUGAGCAUCACUUUUUGCCGCUCUGACUCAGAUUGCCGGGUCCGUAUUUCUGCUCCGGGCCUUGUCUCUCUAAAACUAGAAGGCUUUCAUGGUAUGACUCCUUUGCUUGAAGACAUGGCAUUGCUAGAAGCCGCAUGUGUUAAUCUUGGCAAUAGAUGCAAAGAUGUCUGUUUGAAUUAUGACUCUGGUGUUUUCUGUGGAGCUAAUGAUAAUACAUGUAAGAAUUGUGUUCCUAUUAGUGACGACGGCAGCAGCAAUUGUGUGCUUCUGGGUGGUAUCUCAAGUGCUAAACACCUCAAGUUGAUGUCUGAAAUAGGAAAGGAUGUCACUUGUCUUUUAACUCUUUUGUAGUUAACCCUUUUUUUGUGGUGCACUAUCUACGUAUUUAGUAAGUUAUGUAUAACCUCCAGUUGAGUGUUCUUAGAUCAGAUCUCACAUUCUCAGUUAGGAUUACUUAAUUUGGUUACCUUUUGUAUUUCUACCCAGUUCAUUUUCGCAAGAGAUCUGAAACACUGCCCUGCAUUUAGUAAGUUAAAGACAUUAGUACUCAGUGAGUAUUGGUGUGAGGCUCCUUACUUGGAUCCACUAGCAUGCAUUCUGAAAAACUCGCCAGUUCAAGAGAAGCUCACUCUUCAACUAUUUUCUGAGGGACCAAAUCAUGAAGUGGAAAUGGAAGGAAGCUACUGUUGCAUGGAGAGACCGUCUGCAAUAUCAGAGCACCUUAACAUAGUUGAAGUCAAAUGUAAUGUGGUGGACAAGAGGAUUCUCAAAAUUUUGAGGUUCCUGUGUGCAUUUAACAUACGAUUCAAUUUCUAGCAAAGGCAAGAAGACUUGGGUUGAUGGUUCAUAUGCCAUGGCUUGACUAUUCAGAAAUGCAAGGUUUAAGCAUAUAUGUCGCGAGAGUGUUUCCAUCUUUGUGUCUUUGUGCGCAUCAUAUGUGAGUUCUUUCCGUGUAUGGUCUGCAUCAUAAGCCUAUGAACUUUAUACCGCCCAGUUGGUUGUGGGGCUUGGUUUCCUAUUCCAGUUUUGGUUCAUGCUGAAUUUAUUCAGCUCUUGGACUGGCCAGUGCUAUCUUAGCGUUUCUUUUCGGCUUUGGUGCAUUAACUUGUUCUGUUAUGGGGUGA